This is a messenger RNA of Symbiodinium necroappetens, 3825 nucleotides long. NCBI's taxonomy places the organism in Eukaryota, Dinophyceae, Suessiales, Symbiodiniaceae. The record is from the annotation of a GenBank genome assembly.
AUGGUUGGAUGUGUGGUCUGCUUCUCGCCAAUUGGUGACAACUGGCGGACACGCUUGCGGCAGUUCCCCUCCCUGGUCAACUGCUGCACCAUUGACUGGUACACAGCAUGGCCCUCCGAUGCCCUCAUGGCUGUUGCGACACGCUUCCUGCAGGCCAUCCCCGACCUGGAUGAGCAGGUGCGCUCAAACUGCGUGGAGAUGUGCCAGUUUUUCCAUGCAGAGACGACGAAGUUGGCUCGCCGUUUCGAGGACGAGCUAAAGCGCAUCUACUACUCCACACCGACCUCCUUCCUCGAGCUUAUCCAGACCUUCAAGGCCCUCCUGGCCGAGAAACGGUCAUCGAUAAGCAGUCUGAAGUCCAAGUACGAGGUGGGUCUCGAAAAGCUGACAACCACCGAACAGUCUGUGGAGGGCAUGAAGCAGGAGCUCAUUGCCCUGCAGCCAAAGCUAGUGGAGAAGAACAAGGAGGUUGGAGAGAUGAUGAUUGUCGUCAACGAGGAGUCAGCGAAAACUGAGAAGGUGAAGGAGGUGGUCGCAGGUGAUGAGGCCGUUGCUAGCGAAGCAGCUGGGCAAGCCAAUGCCAUCAAGAAGGAGUGCGAGGAGGCACUUGCUGAAGCCAUGCCUGCCCUGAAUGAAGCUCUCAAGGCUUUGGACACAUUGUCUGGCAAGGAGAUCGCCGAAGUGAAGGCCAUGAAGAAUCCUGCUGCGCCGGUUCGGCUUGUCCUUUCCGCCGUCUGCGUGCUUCGCAAUGUGAAACCUGUGCGGGUGAAAGACGAUUCUGGAAAGAUGGUCGACGAUUUCUGGCCGGCUGCAGUGAAGAUGAUCUCGGACAUGGGCUUCCUCCAGUCGCUGCAGACGUUUGACAAGGACAACAUCCCACCGGCUACGAUCAAGAAAAUUUCAGAGUACACCGUCAAGGAGGAUUUCCAGCCUGAUCGCGUUCAGAAGGUUUCCACGGCAGCGUGGGGUCUUUGCAUGUGGUGUCGGGCCAUGGAGACCUACGAUCGGGUGGCAAAGGUCGUCGCGCCCAAGAAGGAGAGCCUCGCCGAGGCCGAGUCCUCUUACAACGCCAUGAUGGAGAAGCUGAAUGCCAAGCGUGCGGACCUGAAGAAGGUCGUAGAUGAGCUGGAUGCCUUGAACCAGAAGCUGAACUCACUCAGGCAGGAGCAAGACAACCUGACUGCCGAAGUGGACAAUUGCCAGAAGAAGCUGGAACGAGCAGAGACCUUGAUCACCUCCUUGGGCGGCGAAAAGACACGGUGGACGCAGAACGCCAUCGACCUGGCAGCUGACUAUGUGAAUCUCACGGGAGAUGUCAUCGUUGCAUCUGGUCUCAUAGCUUACCUUGGGGCCUUCACACCUGACUUCCGCGAGGGAGCUGUCUCGUCCUGGGCAGCAGAAUCUCGAGAACGCCAGAUCCCGGGCUCCGAGAAGUUCAGCCUCGAGCGUUGUCUGGGCGAACCGGUCAAGGUGCGUGCUUGGGUCGUAGCCGGGCUACCAAACGACUCCUUCAGCAUCGAGAACGGCAUCAUCAUGGACAAGGCAAGCCUGUGGCCCCUGUGCAUUGAUCCCCAGGGGCAGGCCAACCGAUGGAUCAAGAAGAUGGGUCAGCCACUCCAGAUCGUCGUGGCCAAGUUCACCGAUGGGGAUUACCUUAAGCGCCUCGAAGGCUGUAUCCAGUUCGGAAACCCGAUGCUCAUCGAAAACAUGCUGGAGGACACGGAUCCGGCGGUAGAGCCGGUGCUCCUUCGGCAGACCUUCAAGAAGGGAAAUGCGGUGAUGAUCAAGCUUGGUGAGACGACGAUGGAGUGGCAGAAGGACUUCAAGUUCUAUCUCACAACGAAACUGAGAAAUCCGCACUACCUUCCGGAGGUGGCUGUCAAGGUUACAUUGCUGAACUUCAUGAUCACACAGGUGGGCUUGCAAGACCAGCUGCUGAACAUCGUCGUGGAGAAGGAGCGUCCUGACCUGGCAGAAGAAAAGGCGCGACUGGUUGUGGAAGGUGCAGAGAACAAAGAGCAGCUGGAGAUCACCGAGAACAAGAUCCUGGAUGUGCUCAGUUCUUCCCAAGGGAACAUCCUCGAGGAUGAAGCCGCCGUUCAGGUCCUGUCUGCCUCCAAGCAAUUAUCGAACGAGAUUGCAGAGAAGCAGCAGACCGCUGAGACGACCGAAAAGCAGAUUGACGAAGCUCGUCUCCAGUAUGUUCCCGUGGCGUUUCAGACCGCCAUCCUCUUCUUCUGCAUCGCAGAUCUUGCCAACAUUGAUCCCAUGUACCAGUACUCACUCCCCUUCUUCAUCGGCCUCUUCAAGGCUGCUAUCGCCAAGUCGGAGAAGACGGACGACAUUGUCAAGCGCAUCGCGAUUCUGAACGACUUCUUCAUGGAGAUGCUCUACAAGAACAUUUGCCGAUCGCUUUUCGAGAAGCACAAGCUCUUGUUCUCGUUUCUGUUGACCAUGCGACUACGCAUCACCACUGGCAAGGUGUCUCCGUCAGACUACCGCUUCCUUCUAACAGGAGGCACUGCUAUGGAGGAGCCUCCGGCAAAGCCUGCCGACUGGAUUCCAGACAGGUGCUGGCUGGAGAUUUUCAAGCUCAGCAAGGUCGAGGAGCUUUAUGCCCAAAUCCCGGCCAGCUUCAACGAGCAGAUGGUGCGAUGGAAAGAGGCCUAUGACUCCUCGGACCCUAUGGGGUGUCUGACAGGGCCAAUGGCACCCCACUGCAUCGAAGAUCUUUCCGGCUUCCAGAAGCUCCUGGUGCUGAGGUGUGUCCGACCCGACCGCGUCUUGCCGGCGGUGUUGGGAUACGUGGCAGAUGAGAUUGGUGAAAAGUUCGUCACACCACCGCCUUUCGACAUUGCUGGCAGCUAUGCCGACUCUUCCACCAUCUCUCCCCUCAUCUUUGUACUGUCACCUGGGUCGGACCCGUCCUCAGCCCUGUACAUGUUCGCCACAGAGAAGGGCAGGGAGAUCAACAGCCUGUCGCUAGGUCAGGGUCAGGGCCCCAAGGCCGAGAGGCUGCUAGCGGACGCCACGCAGAACGGAAGCUGGGUGCUGCUCCAGAACUGUCACCUCUUUGCUUCCUGGAUGCCGAAGUUGGACAAGAUUCUGGAGCAGAUGGAUCCGAAGCAGACAAACUCGGACUUCCGGCUCUGGCUCACGUCCUAUCCCUCCGACAAGUUUCCAGUCUCGAUCCUGCAGAACAGCGUCAAGAUCACCAACGAGGCUCCGCAGGGUCUGCGCAUGAACCUCGAAGGAUCCUACUUAAUGGACCCCAUCAGCAAUGAGGAGUUUUUUGAGGCAUGUAAAAACCCGGAGGCGUUCAAGCGGCUUCUCUACGCACUUUGCUUCUUCCACGCCGUCAUCCAGGAGCGCCGGCUCUUUGGUCCACUGGGCUGGAACAUCCCAUACGAGUUCACGCAGAAUGACCUGCGGAUUUCCGCGAGACAGCUGCAGAUGUUUAUCGACGAGUCUCCUGAACAAAUACAGUACAAGGCCAUCAACUAUUUGGCUGGUGAGUGCAACUAUGGCGGCCGCGUGACGGAAGCACAGGAUCGGCGUCUUCUGAUGAUUCUCCUGCUUGAUUACUACAACGCAGAUGUGCUGACGCCAGGCCACGCACUUUGUGCCGAGCAUCCCGAGUUUACCGUGCCCCCGCCUGGCACCCUGGAGGAAACACUCGAGAACAUCCGACACACACCGUUGACGACCCCGCCGGGGAUCUAUGGUGCGCUGGGGCAUGUUUCGGGGUUUGAAGGUCUGGUAGGGGCAAGGUGGGGAGCUACGGGUCAUCGAAGUACGAAUGCUCGGAUCACGCUGAGCAUGUGA